This is a messenger RNA of Suncus etruscus (white-toothed pygmy shrew), 651 nucleotides long. RefSeq names its product claudin 20 (gene CLDN20). Gene Ontology annotation, molecular function: structural molecule activity. Gene Ontology annotation, cellular component: plasma membrane; bicellular tight junction. The transcript has a single exon. Gene Ontology annotation, biological process: cell adhesion; bicellular tight junction assembly. Bases 1 to 651 code for a protein of 216 amino acids. The record is from RefSeq and is a predicted model, not a curated record. NCBI's taxonomy places the organism in Eukaryota, Metazoa, Chordata, Mammalia, Eulipotyphla, Soricidae.
AUGGCCUUGGCGCACCUCCAGCUCAGUAUGUUUAUGCUGGCUGUAUCAAGUACCUGUGGGCUGCUGGUGGCCACGCUGCUGCCCAGCUGGCAGGUGAGCAUGGUGACGGGCGCCAGCAUCAUCACAGCCGUGGCGCAGCUUCAGGGGCUGUGGCUGGACUGCACGGUCCUCAGCACCGGCCUGUUCAGCUGCUCCGUCCACUCCUCGCUGCUUGCGCUCCCACUGCACGUGCAGGUGGCGCGGGCGUCCAUGGUUCUGGCCUGUGUGCUGGCUGCGCUGGGCAUCUGUGUGGCCCCUGUGGGCAUGGAGUGCACCCGCCUCGCAGAGGGCCGGUGCACCAAGCGUCGGGCGGCCCUGGCUGCAGGCAUCUGCUUCCUAGCGGCCGGGCUUUUGGGCCUGGUACCCACUGUCUGGUACACGUGGGAGAUGGUGGCCAACUUCCUGGACCAGACAGUGCCGGAGAGCAACAAACAGGAGCCAGGCCGGGCGGUCUAUGUGGGCUUCGUUUCGGGGGUGGUGCUCUUCGUCUCUGGCUUGGUUUUCUGCGCGGCAAGGGUGAGGAAUCCAGAAGCGGCAUGGCUCCAUCCACCCAAGUGCAGCUCGGGAAUGCAGGGAAAUGCCGCCGCCUACCACCUCAAGGAUUACGUGUGA